This is a messenger RNA of Patiria miniata (bat star), 1300 nucleotides long. It is a transcript of the gene pgp, whose product is annotated as glycerol-3-phosphate phosphatase-like. The transcript is spliced from 8 exons. Gene Ontology annotation, molecular function: phosphatase activity. Gene Ontology annotation, cellular component: cytoplasm. Lineage: Eukaryota; Metazoa; Echinodermata; Asteroidea; Valvatida; Asterinidae. Bases 41 to 973 code for a protein of 310 amino acids. The record is from RefSeq and is a predicted model, not a curated record.
CUGAUAAUUUUUUUCUAAAUAGAGGGCGCACUCAUCCAAUAUGGCAGCUUGCAGGGAACUUCGCAAAGAACAUGCCAAGGAAUUUUUCGAAUCGUUUGACACGGUUCUGUUCGAUUGCGAUGGGGUGAUAUGGGACGCAAACGAUGAAAUACCUGGCGCUAAAGACACCCUGAGAAAAAUAAAGGAAAUGGGCAAGAGGAUAAUCUUCAUCACAAACAACAGCACGAAGUCGCGGACUCAGUACGCAAAGAAGUUUACCGAGCUCGGUUUUGAAAGUGUGCCCAAGGAGCGCAUAUUCUGCACGUCCUUCGCAGCAGCGCACUACCUGAAGGAAAAGCUGAAAUUCCAAGGCAAAGUGUACCUGAUUGGAGAAGCUGGUUUAGAAGAAGAGUUGACUGAGUAUGGUAUCAGCUACACGGGACCGGGGCCUGAUCCUGUUACUGGGAUCCAGAAGGAAUGGCUUCAUAUACCACUGGAUCCAGAGGUAAAGGCGGUCUGCGUGGGUUUCGAUCGCCGGUUCAGCUAUUUCAAGAUUCUCAGGGCCGCCUCUUACCUGAAUAAACCAAACGUUCCUUUCUUGGGGACCAACGAGGACCAGAGGUUCCCCCCACAUGUCGGGUACGAGAUUGUUUUACCAGGUACUGGUUGCAUCAUAAAUGCAGUAAAAACGGCAGCGUUAAGAGAGCCUUUGAUCCUUGGGAAACCGGAGAGUUAUCUGUUCGAGUGCAUUCAACAGAGCAUCAAGGAGGUGGACCAGUCUCGGACCCUCAUGGUUGGUGAUAACCUCCACACAGACAUCCCCUUCGGCCGUAACUGCGGCCUGAAGACGCUCUUAGUUCUCACCGGAAUCUCCACCCUGGAAGAGGCGCGGCACUUCCAAGCUAGCAACUCCAUCCACGAUCAAAAGAAGGUCCCUAACUUCUAUCUGCCUUCUAUUAAAGAACUCGGGGAACUAAUCGACAAAGUGCAAUAGGCUUUGAAUUUGUUUUUCUUCAAUUAGAAUUGAAAGUGAAAAUCCUUGGGUUUGAUAAAAAGCCUCUGCAAAAUCUCUGACUUUGGUUUCCAGCUCCAUUUUGCAUGAUUGUAUGGGAGCUGUAAUCAAGUUACCCAUCGCUGUGGUCGCCAUCUUGGUCUGGCUCCUGGAAACCAACAUAUUCUCAAUGUGCUGAAUCUCAAGUGCUUCUAACAGUUACCACUCUUAAAUUUAGUCACAGUACUUACAGCUGUGUUAAGUGACAUAUAACAGAAAGCUUUGCUUCACAGCUCCUUUUGGCACUUAAGUACGUUUCUUUAUAAUUUU